Messenger RNA from Dunckerocampus dactyliophorus (ringed pipefish), 1556 nucleotides. RefSeq names its product RAB13, member RAS oncogene family (gene rab13). The record is from RefSeq and is a predicted model, not a curated record. Bases 358 to 960 code for a protein of 200 amino acids. Gene Ontology annotation, biological process: Golgi vesicle fusion to target membrane; protein secretion; regulation of exocytosis. Gene Ontology annotation, molecular function: GTPase activity; GTP binding. NCBI's taxonomy places the organism in Eukaryota, Metazoa, Chordata, Actinopteri, Syngnathiformes, Syngnathidae. Gene Ontology annotation, cellular component: trans-Golgi network transport vesicle; synaptic vesicle; endosome. The transcript has 8 exons.
AAGUUACUCCCACUUCGUAAAAUCUGGAGCCGACUGCGACACAAGUUUUUUUAAGGGGGGGGGCUGAGAAAAAAACACGUAGACACUUUGGCAUGUUUGCCAAUGGAUUCAAAAGAUCCUUAUUUUUGGAACUAAGACCGCUUUAAUCUGGUGAUGAAUGCGGCUGUGAAAUUCUGCUCAACUUUCUUGAUUGGACCCGAACAGGACAGAAAAGUGAGAGUCGCUGAGGGGGAUCUCAGUGGACCGGUGUCAAGUUUGACAAGGAAGAAGAAGGGGAACAAGACACACAAAAAAAUCAAGAGGAAUUGUGCCAGCUUUUAAAGAUCUCAUCAAUAGCCGAAGGAUCAUCUGUGAAACAUGGCGAAAAAGUAUGAUUUUCUCUUCAAGUUGUUGCUGAUCGGGGACAGUGGCGUCGGAAAAACAUGUCUGAUCAUUCGCUUCGCUGAGGACAAUUUCAACUCAACCUACAUCUCAACCAUUGGCAUCGACUUUAAAGUAAAAACAAUUGACGUGGAUGGCAAGAAAGUAAAACUGCAAGUAUGGGAUACGGCGGGCCAGGAGAGGUUCAAGACCAUCACCACAGCCUACUACAGAGGAGCCAUGGGCAUCAUCCUGGUGUACGACAUCACUGACGAGAAGUCCUAUGAAAACAUCCAGAACUGGAUGAAGAGCAUCAAAGAAAACGCAUCAGCCGGAGUGAGUCGAAUGUUGUUGGGCAAUAAGUGCGACAUUGAGGCAAAGCGGAAAGUUACCAAGGAGACAGGGGGAAAGCUGGCAAAGGAUCAUGGCAUCAGGUUCUUUGAAACCAGUGCCAAGUCCAGUAUCAACGUUGAGGAGUCCUUUUUGGCAUUGGCACGGGACAUACUUCAGAAAUCCAGCAAAAAAACGGGUCCCACUGGUCGGGAAGUGAAGAUCACCAGCAGCACAGAGAAAAAAACUUCCAAAUGUGCUCUUCUUUAGACAAGACACCCCCUUAUGCACACACACUGCCUUCCAGUUGAAUAUGAACCUGGCAAACACUUGAUGUCUCCAUCUGGUGGCUCGCAUGUUAAACACACACUAGCGCCAAAAAGUAUGUUUUGAACAAAACGUUCCAAAUCCUUAAGCCGAGUCUUUGUUGCAUGAGAUGGUGUGUUGCUUUAUGAAGAAUCCAAUCAACUCCUACUGUGGUCUUCGACAUUUUCAAGCAUCUGCUGCUGCUGAGAUGGACCUUGAGCGUUUCAUUGAUCCUGUUGCAUGUUGAGAAUCAAGCACGAGUAGAAAAGAGAGGGAGGAACGGAAUGGAAAGAGACGAGAAUUCGGUGCAUAAAAGGCUGAGAAUGUGGAAGUUUGUGCAAUAGUGCAGAGAGACGGAUAAAGCGACGACGGAUAAGCCAAGUGUAAGCUUAAGUGAAAUUUAGCAGAAAGGUGAGACGGCAGGUUCCUGCCUACUCAGAAAUGCUGUGAUGACCGCAUCGCAUCAUUUCCUGUAUCUAAAUGGAGUUCAUGCUCGGACACACCAUCAUAUUUACAAUUGGUUUUUGACCACACUUGCUCAAUAAAAAACAAAAACAGUU